Venturia canescens is the source of this 8009-nucleotide messenger RNA. It is a transcript of the gene scrib, whose product is annotated as scribble. The record is from RefSeq and is a predicted model, not a curated record. Gene Ontology annotation, molecular function: protein binding. NCBI's taxonomy places the organism in Eukaryota, Metazoa, Arthropoda, Insecta, Hymenoptera, Ichneumonidae. The transcript is spliced from 34 exons. Gene Ontology annotation, biological process: embryo development; establishment or maintenance of epithelial cell apical/basal polarity; receptor clustering. Gene Ontology annotation, cellular component: postsynaptic density; postsynaptic membrane; basolateral plasma membrane. Bases 662 to 6958 code for a protein of 2098 amino acids.
UUCGCCACUGUCGAGAACAGUUCGUGGUGCGCUGCGUUCGCCUUGUUCGUAUUCAAGCGUACAGCGGGUCAGAAAGAGAGAGAGAGAGGGGGAAAAAAACGAGUCUAAUCGUAUAUACAUAUAUAAUUUGGCGUGAUGACGUCAGAGUUUCCGAGGUGGAGAAGCCGAGAGAACCGUGAGCGGCGUGAGCGCGUUUAAAGCCGAGCAGGGCGUGAAAGUGUGUAUCGUGCCACGGAUUCUAUAUGUUUGUGAUCCCUUGUGCUCCGCGAUUUUGGCCAAAGUGACGAGGAAACAAGCCCCCUGCAAUUCUGGAUAAUAGAACGACCGAAACAAUCAAUUAUUUGUGCAAUAAUAUAAAGGAACGAAGAAAAAGGCACAGCCUAAGAAAAGAAAGAAAGAAAUAACAAAAUGAUUAUAUUGAAAUAACGCUCGGAGCUGUCUUAGAGUAAAUAACAAGAGCGUGAGAGAUCGCAUUAUGCCUUGGUGCUGAGAGUGUUGGUGCGCGAGUGUGUGCGUACCGCGUGUUGUGCCGUGUGUGUGUGCGUGCGUGCGUGUGUGUGUGUGUGUGUGCGUGCGUGCGUGCGUGCGCGCGGGUUAGAAAACUCGUGGCUUUUUUUGUUCGUUUUACGUCGUUUUUCGAUAAAAUACAAGGAGGUGUACAAUGUUUCGCUGCAUUCCGAUUUUUAAAGGGUGUAACAGGCAGGUUGAGUCGGUUGACAAGCGUCACUGCUCGUUACCGAGCGUACCCGACGACAUACUACGUUACUCACGUAGCCUCGAGGAACUUUUACUCGACGCCAAUCACAUCAGAGAUCUACCCAAGAAUUUCUUCAGACUUCAGAGGCUCAGAAAACUCGGUCUCAGUGACAAUGAGAUUCACCGGCUGCCUCCCGACAUUCAAAAUUUCGAGAACCUCGUGGAGCUCGACGUUUCGCGGAACGACAUACCGGACAUUCCUGAGAAUAUCAGGAACUUGAGCUCUCUACAGGUGGCAGACUUCAGCAGUAACCCGAUACCAAGGCUUCCGGCUGGUUUCGUGCAACUGAGAAACCUAACUGUACUCGGCCUCAAUGACAUGUCCCUCACGAACUUGCCACCAGAUUUUGGCCGUUUGGAAGCCCUUCAGUCGCUGGAAUUGAGGGAAAAUUUGCUCAAAUCCUUGCCCGAAUCACUCUCUCAGCUCUCGAAACUCGAGAGGCUGGAUCUUGGUGACAACGAGAUCGAGGAAUUGCCGUCGCACAUAGGAAAAUUACCCGCACUACAGGAAUUGUGGCUCGACCACAAUCAAUUGCAACACUUGCCACCAGAAAUCGGUGAAUUGAAGACCUUGGCGUGCCUGGACGUUUCGGAGAACCGCUUAGAGGAUUUGCCGGAUGAGAUCGGUGGUCUCGAGUCGUUGACAGAUUUGCAUCUGUCGCAAAACGUCAUUGAAAAAUUGCCUGAUGGCCUUGGCGAGCUCGGGAAAUUAACGAUACUUAAAGUCGAUCAAAAUCGAUUGUCCGUCCUGAACGAGAGCAUUGGCAAAUGCGAAAGUCUUCAAGAGCUCAUUCUUACGGAAAAUUUCCUCUUCGAGCUACCGGUCUCCAUAGGGAAUCUUGUCAACUUGAAUAAUCUUAACGUCGAUCGCAAUAGCCUGCAAUCGCUUCCCACAGAAAUCGGAAACUUGAAGAACUUGGGGGUACUUUCGCUUAGGGAUAACAAAUUGCAAUUUUUACCUACCGAAGUUGGCAACUGUACGGCCCUCCACGUUUUGGAUGUUUCUGGAAACAGGUUGCAGUACUUGCCGUAUUCGCUGAUAAGUUUAAACCUCAAAGCUGUGUGGCUGAGCGAGAAUCAAGCGCAGCCAAUGCUGACGUUCCAGACCGAUGUUGACGAGGAAACCGGUCAAGAGGUUCUCACGUGUUUCUUAUUGCCACAGUUGGAGUAUCACGUAGCUAAUCAGAACGGAUGUCGUAUCGAAAUACGAAGCGCUGCACAGGCGAACGAGAUGAGAGAAUUAGCGAGCAGCGACGACGAAGGAUGGCAAGAAAAAGAAGCCUCGAGAACGCAUUCCGUUAAAUUUACGGACGAUGCGCCGGAAGCCGACAAGGAGACUCCAUUCGUCAGACAAAAUACGCCACAUCCGAAAGAACUCAAAGCUAAGGCACACAAGUUAUUCAGUAAGGGAAAGAACGACAGUCGAUCGGGAUCAACCGACGAACAGGACGUGUCGCAAACAUUUGGUCUCGAUAAGACCGAGACAAUGAAUGCGACGACGAACGAGGAGCACACGGAACAGGAGCAUAUUCCUACGUGUAAUGACGAGGAGACGAGAGAAAUGACGAAAGUUUCAGAGUCCGAAGGGCCGUUUGAAACUUCCAUGGCUCAUGAGACGCUUGAAAACGAUGACGUUACGACGCAGCAACAACCGUCGGGACCAAACUCAACGACGACAGAUAACGAUUUCGAGGGUUCGGUGUCGGAAACGAGGUGUAGGGAUGAGGAUGAGUCUGAGUCUGAGGACAUGCAGAGACAUGUCGAAUUUACGAUAUUGGAAGACGCCGAUUACGAGGGUGGGGGUGACUCGGGCAAGCCAAACAGGCUACAUCGCCGGGACACCCCGCACCAUCUGAAAAACAAGCGAAUUCAUACCUCGAUUGACAAGGAUAAAGUUGCUUCGAUCAUCGCACAGGCUCUAAUGAAGAAAAGCGACGACCAACCUGUCUCUCUGACCCCGACGACAGAAUCCGUGGAACAAUGUGAGCUCAAUAGCCAAGGGGCAACCUCGGACGUAGAACCGUCGAUAGAAGUACGGGAAGAGCAGUACGAAAUCCAUAUCGAAAGGACGACCGGAGGCUUGGGUCUGUCUAUUGCUGGUGGCAUCGGAUCAACACCCUUCAAGGGCGACGACGAAGGCAUCUUUAUUUCUAGAGUCACAGAAGGUGGACCCGCAGAUUUGGCUGGUUUGAGGGUCGGCGACAAAGUUAUCUCAGUUAACGGUGUCUCGGUAGUCGACGUCGAUCAUUAUGACGCAGUUGAAGUUCUCAAAGCAUGCGGUCGUGUGCUUAUACUCGUUAUCGUCCGCGAAGUUACGAGAAUAGUGCCACCGUCCGAACAAAUGUCUAUUAGAAAGGAUUCAAUAUGUUCGAGUAUGAGCACGAGUCGAGCUCCCAGUGCUACGUCAUAUGUUUCCUCAACCGCAAUGUCUCACAAUCUCGAAAACGGUGACAGCAGCUUAACUCACGAUAUUGUCAAAACACGAAAAAUUCCUGAGCCCAUCGCCGUUGCGAGAACAAGCGGCGAACCUCUGAUACCGGUUCUCGUACACACGACGCUUAUUCGCGAUCAAAAUGGUCUAGGAUUCAGUAUAGCAGGCGGAAAGGGGUCAUCGCCUUUCAAAGACAAUACGGACGCAAUAUUCAUCUCGAGAAUUACGGACGGUGGAGUAGCGCAGAAAGAUGGCAAAUUGUUGGUCGGUGACAAAGUCAUAUCGAUAAACGGUGUCGAGAUGACGGGCGCGAAGCACGAGCAGGCUGUGGGAAUGUUGACGGGAUUGGAAAGGUUCGUUCGAUUGGUUGUCGAACGGGAGAUACCAAUUUCACAGGCGAAUCCCGCGACGAGUGUGACGCCUUCAGAAAAAUCGCCACGUUUGAUCGGUGGUGCUCCGCGUCCUUACACGGGGCUUUACAGCGCCAAUAGUUAUAUGGCGAACAGGCCAGGUUUGGCGAGUUACAGACGCUCGAUAGACGCCGACAAGACACUUUCUCCGAGCCCAACGUCGAGUACACCGCCGCCUCCCCCGCCGCCAGUUCCGCCACCUCAAUUGUCCUCCAAACCCGAGGCGAUCAAUGGAAUCGCAAAGAUGAACGGCGUGACGGAAAGAUCCGGUCCUACCGGAGCCACGAGCCCCUCGAACUUGACAUCUCCCAGCUCCAACCAACCGCAACCAGCGCCAAGAUUAUCCAUGACGCAGCCUGCUACAGGAUCCGGUCAUCCCGUCGGUGACUCGACGAACAGCGGACGUUCCGAGAGUGGUGAACAAAGAUCGAAUUCGCCGCAGGAAGAUAUACAGGUACCCAAGCCAAUAACCAACGAGGAAUUUCAGGCCAUGAUCCCCGCUCAUUUCCUACGACCUCCGAAAUCCUCGCCCUCCCCAGACUCCCAACAGGGCCCGGUCGUCACGGUCACGAUUAAGCAACCUGACAAUCUACCCGGGGACGUUACGUUUCCCCCGGCGCCUACGACAAUCGGUAAAGUUACCGAGGUCAUCACUAAGAGCACGCUCACCGAGACUGUUGUAACGCGUGUUACUGACAAUCAUCUUGUGGAACCUGUUAUUACCGAGGAUGUCGUGCUAAUGAAGGAAGGCUCAUUGGGCUUCAGUAUCAUUGGUGGAACCGAUCACUCUUGUACUCCCUUCGGCGCCAAGGAGCCUGGGAUUUUCAUAUCACACGUGGUACCCGGUGGCAUAGCAGCUAAUUCAGGAAAACUACGAAUGGGCGAUAGAAUAUUGAAAGUUAAUGGAACAGACGUGACAAAAGCAACUCACCAAGAAGCGGUCAUGGAACUCUUACGUCCUGGAGAAUCGAUCAUUCUCACGGUUCAGCACGAUCCACUGCCGGAAAGUUAUCAGCUGGUCGAAAUAGAGUACAUCCCGGUGACAGAACUCGUCAUUGUGAAGGAACCCGGUGAGAAAUUGGGUAUGCACAUCAAGGGCGGUUUGAGAGGACAACGUGGCAAUCCUCUCGAUCACACGGACGAGGGUGUAUUUAUAUCGAAAAUCAAUUCGGGUGGUGCAGCCAGACGUGACGGCAGACUUAAGGUUGGUAUGAGAUUGCUGGAAGUAAAUGGCACGUCGUUGCUCGGUGCAACCCAUCAGGAAGCGGUGAAUAUUCUCAGAUGUUCCGGGAACACGAUAACCCUCGUGGUUUGUAAAGGAUACGAUAAGAACGAGAUCGAACAUAUAAUGACAAUGUCGAGUGGUCGGGACUCGAAAAAUUCGAAAACCUCUCAGGAGCGCAAAGACUCACUGACCGAGGGCCUCAAAUCGUUAUCCCAAAGUGUCUCGAGCCUCGAUCGGGAUGAUGAGGAAGCGGCAACUUUGCGACAAGAGCAAGAAAUGAAGGCCGAACUCGUUGCUUGGGAACAAGAGGAACGCGAACGCGCUCUCGUCGAACAGCGAGAGAAAUCCACUCCGGAAAAGGUAUUGGAUGUAGUUCGAGCAGCAGAGUCGCUAGUAAAUAAACCGAAUAGCCCGGUUGAUAUGCCAGUGCCGCCUAAAUCACCUGGUGGCACAAAAGAUCUUAAAACAACGACAAUCGUCAUGAGUAAACACACUCUGGCACCGCAAAAUCCAACUCCAAUGUUACCGAAAGAGGAUACCGGAACAUCCGUGGAUGAUCCCUCUUCGCCGAUCACUCCGAACACUGCUACUUCUCUGCAUUCUAACGCGACGACUACGAAUCUCGAUAAAUCCUCAAUGUCACAAACUCUACCGUCGUCGAAGAAAAAGGUUUCGAGCGUUCCAAAGCGUAGCAUUACAUUUGCCGAAUUGCCAAAACCCUCGAGAUCAACUUCCACCGAUGCAUUAGCAUCUGGCAACAUAAAAUUCCGUCCGACACACUCGAUCAUGAAAGAACGUCCAAUAACCAUGCAUGAAAGAGCCAAUUUUUAUUCCUCCUCAAAUCUUUACGACAAAAACUAUAAUGUCGAGAAUGCUAAAAUAACAGAACCACGUUUUCGACUUCCUCCAACACCCCUGACAAAUCCUGGGUGCACGGGAGAAAAACUUCGUACCACAAUGGCUUCCUCUAACAAACGACAGAUUGCACGUUCUGUCGAAGGAAAGUUUCUGGUUGAGCCUUCACCGACACCAUCACCAACACCAGCGCCUGUCAAGAUGUCAGUCAGCGAUAGAAAAAAACUUUUCGAAAAUGCCGUCGAAGAGCAUCUUAAACCUUCGCCAAAACCAGACAAAGUAUUCAGUUUCCUUAGCCAAGACGAAGUUGAGAAAAUGAAACAAGAAGAAGAGAAAAAAAUAGCCACUUUAACGAGAGACGAGUUGAAGUCUUGGGCUCAGAUCGACGAGAUGGAGGGGCUCGACGAGUCCGAGGACGCGUUGGAAGAUCAGGAUAAUAGAAGGCCUAAUAGCCGAUUGAGCUCGCGAAGUUCGAUACCCUCUCUGCAGGGCGUGCCCAGUGUCGUCAGGACGGCCAAAGCGGAACGACGUCUCAAAGAGAGAAUGAUCCAAGAGGGCCUGAUCUCCGACGACGAUGAAGAAAGUCAUUUGAGUCCUGCGGAGCAGAGGGCGUUACGGGCCGAAAAAAGAGCUGCAUGGAGGCAAGCGCGCUUGAAGUCUCUGGAGCAGGAUGCGCUCCAGGCACAGAUCGUUAUUAAGAAAAUGAGCGAAAUGAUGGACACGUCGAAUAAGUCCGAAGUAAUUCAAGAUCCAUCGGAAUUGGAUCGCUCGUCCGAUCACGAUCGACCGAACGAGUUCACUGCGUUACGGCCGUCUAGCGCGGAUUUUCCAAAACUUGCCGUUCGGAGCAAGCUCGGACCGUCAAAAGCGGUUCGCGAAUCGGAAAAAGUAGUGGACGAGAAGGUAACUCGACGCACUGAGGAAUAUGUCGACGAGGUGACCGGGGAACGUCGUGUACGAACUGUCGAAUACGUCGAGAAGCUCAUUGAGCGGGAGGUUGAAACUCUGCGAGAGAAGAUAAUUUCUCUCGAGCUGAGCAAUGCGGAGGAAGAAGUGGAUGGCGUUAAAGUUGAAAUGGGUGCGAGCGACGCUGAGAGCGAAAGCGAGGAAUUGACCCGUCAAGACUCCACUAUCAACGAUGCCAGUGUGGAUAAUUCAGACUCGCUGAUAUGCACGAGCUCGAGUCAAAGCGUUUCUAUUACUGCCAAGACAGCUACGAAUUCAACGGUCAAUGCAGCCAAGAAAAAGAAAAGAAAGCGUUCGAAAAAAGGACGCAAUUGAGAAAUAAUGUGGACGAGAACCCAAGAAUUUGAAAGAAGACAGCCUUGAUUUAGACAAUUGGUGCGCAGAUUGUAUAGAGAAAUAAUUAUACGGCUAAGCAUAGGUCGAGUUUGUAUACCACAUAAUAUGCGAAAUUUUGUCGGUCGAAAUAAUUCUUCUGAUUUGUUUCGUCUGUUAAUUUAUGAUACAGUGUAAAAGGGGUAUCAUCAAUAAGGCAUUUUUCAGUAACAAAAGUUUAAUGAUUAUUGUUUAUGAGAAAUGACAAAGGGACCAUUGAAUCAUCCCACGAACAAAUGGCAUUUCGAAACACUGCUUUAAACUACGUGAUUAAUAACCCAUCAGAACAAUAUAUCGGAAUGAGACUUCAACAAAAAUUUGUAAUCCCCAGGAGUUUAGCUGUUAUCACGAAUACAACGAAUCUCCGAUUACAGGUAUUCUUUAAUCUACGUGCAAAGGCAUUACAUACAUUUUUCAAAAACCACAAUAAAGUUUGAGAACACGAAUAAGUCUCGAAACCUGAACUACAUUAUCGAUUAGAGCAUUGUAAGAAAAAAAAAUGGAAUUUAUCGGUAUCGAUGCCCUGGACGCUGAAAAAUGUUGAGGAAAUUAUUUCUGACCUUUCAGUUCGUUGUGCAAUUUUGACAAAAAUUACGGUGUUCAAGAAUUUUUAAUUCUAUUUGUUUUACUUUAAGGAAAGCACUGUUUUCAUAGUGCUGCAUGUAUUGAGAAAUUGACCUAGAUAUCUGGUACAUUCUAAUUGACCUCUAAGAAUCAUACUGCACACCCCCUGCAAAAUUACACACCGUGAAUGGUGGUGUAAAUUGGAUUUCUGAUACAUUGAUGAACUCGAGCUCAGAAAGCAAAUUUUUCAUAAGACUUGUCUACCACCUGUUUCUACGAAGAGAUGAACAUUAUUCGUAAUAAAAUGUCGAAAAUUCCGACACGAAAAGUAAUAAGCCACUGCGUAUUGAGCACGUAUUUCGAGUUUUAUCGAAUCAUUGUAAAGCUACAAAUUUCGUUUGAAAUAUGCUAAUAAAUGGAUCAAAAUUUA